CGGUAGACUACCAAACAAGCUCCGGAUCUUCGUACAUCCAUACUACCCUUGCUCUUUUCAUUUUUUGACCGUGGACGGUGGAUCUCGCCUGAUCGCAUUGCCCACCUCGUCCUAGUUCUGUCGUCCUUUAUGACUUACUCCCCGCCCGCCAAUAUCUACGUUUAAUUCUUUCUCUUGGUCCUUCGCGCGGCAAUCAGGACGUAGAAAGACUCCGCCUCUCACUCGAGACUUUCCCUACUUCGCCAUCCUUUCCUUCGUCUCCUGCUGGCUCAGAUCGCUCUUUUUUUGGUUCGGUUUUGUUUACUUCUAGGUGCGCGACGUUGGAUAAUACGCCCUUUUUAAUAGUCGGAAAUUUUUGAAGAGGAACAACUACGGAGGGCGACUACUACAUAGAACAGCGUUGGAAAUCGAUAUCGAUCAGUCCGUCCAUUCACUUCGAACGCCCUCGCCAAUAGUCGCCGUCUGGAAAAGGCACAGAAUCGCGUCGCAGGUCGACACACUUUUAAUUUAAAUUUAUAUCCCGGGUAGGAGAAAGAGACAUUGGUUAGCAUAAUGGCUGUCGGCGAACUGGUGAAGAAGCAGUUUACUGCGACUAAACUCAUAUUCCAUAUCUUAUUUUGGGGGGUUCACUGGUUCUUCUUUGGUUACGGAUGGUGGAAACAGGCUCAAGACCCCAAGUUAGCUGGUCUGAACACACUAUCAUGGUCUGUGUGGCUAUCUCGAGGUGCCGGUUUAGUUUUGGCGAUUGAUGGGACGUUGAUUUUACUACCCGUGUGCCGAACAUUUGUACGAUGGAUACGACCUAAGAUCAGGUUCCUGCCCCUAGAUGAGAACAUUUGGUUCCAUCGUCAGGUUGCCUAUUCCAUGCUGCUUUUCACCGUCAUCCACGUUUCUGCUCACUAUGUCAACUUCUAUAACGUGGAGAAGACGCAGAUUCGACCAGUUACCGCAGUUGAGAUUCACUAUGCUCAACCUGGUGGCAUUACUGGUCAUGUAAUGCUCCUCUGUAUGUUAUUGAUGUAUACCACUGCUCAUCAUCGCAUCCGCCAACAAUCAUUCGAGAGUUUCUGGUACACGCAUCAUCUUUUCAUUCCGUUCUUCCUUGGACUUUAUACUCAUGCCGUUGGUUGCUUCGUUCGCGACACCGCUCUGCCCUUCUCUCCAUUUGCUGGUGAUAUCUUCUGGGAACACUGCAUUGGUUAUCAGGGGUGGCGAUGGGAAUUGUUCGCAGGAGCCUUUUACCUAUGCGAGCGUCUUUACCGAGAAGUUCGGGCUAAGCGUACCACUAAGAUUACUCGGGUGGUUCGCCAUCCAUAUGACGUUGUGGAAAUCCAGUUCGAGAAGCCUUCUUUCAAGUACAAGGCUGGCCAGUGGCUCUUCCUACAGGUCCCCUCAGUCUCCGGCUACCAAUGGCAUCCGUUUACUAUCACAUCUUGCCCAUACGAUCCCUACGUCUCGGUCCACGUUCGACAGGUUGGAGAUUUCACCAAGGCAUUAGGUGAUGCAGUUGGUGCUGGUAGCGCACAAGCCAAACUGUACGAAGGUGUCGACCCUAUGGGAAUGUACGAAGUCGCUUUACAGAAUGGACAGCAAAUGCCCUUGCUUCGAAUCGACGGGCCGUACGGUGCGCCCGCCGAGGAUGUGUUCGAGAACGAAAUUGCCGUGCUCAUUGGUACGGGUAUCGGUGUGACGCCAUGGGCCUCUAUCCUGAAGAACAUCUGGCACUUACGCAACAGCCCGAACCCACCCAGACGUCUCCGCCGUGUCGAAUUUAUCUGGGUAUGCAAGGACACUGGCUCUUUCGAGUGGUUCCAGACUCUCCUAUCAUCCCUCGAAUCUCAAAGUAACGAGGCGGCUCAAAUUCCCGGUAGCAGCGGCGUAGAGUUUUUGAAGAUUCACACCUACUUAACCCAGAAGCUCGAUAUGGACACGACGCAAAAUAUCGUGCUAAACAGUGUCGGUGCCGAUUAUGAUCCCUUAACGGAACUUAAGGCGCGCACAAACUUUGGUCGACCCAACUUCCUAAGGAUGUUUGAAGCAAUGCGGGAUGGAAUUGUGGAUCGAACAUACAUCACUGGUCUAGAGGGUAGCAUGCAGACAACAGUCGGUGUAUACUUCUGCGGUCCUGCUGUAGCCGGUAAGUCCUAAAUCCUUUUUACUCACGAAUUAUCACUGAUUU
This is a messenger RNA of Daldinia decipiens, 2179 nucleotides long. Its product is annotated as putative FAD binding protein. Lineage: Eukaryota; Fungi; Ascomycota; Sordariomycetes; Xylariales; Hypoxylaceae. Gene Ontology annotation, molecular function: superoxide-generating NAD(P)H oxidase activity. Gene Ontology annotation, cellular component: plasma membrane; NADPH oxidase complex. The record is from RefSeq and is a predicted model, not a curated record. Gene Ontology annotation, biological process: superoxide anion generation; defense response. The transcript has 4 exons. The coding region runs from base 553 to 2148 and encodes 531 amino acids.